Saxophila tyrrhenica is the source of this 2493-nucleotide messenger RNA. RefSeq lists its product as uncharacterized. The coding region runs from base 1 to 2493 and encodes 830 amino acids. Gene Ontology annotation, molecular function: protein binding; GTP binding; serine-type endopeptidase activity. The transcript is spliced from 5 exons. The record is from RefSeq and is a predicted model, not a curated record. Gene Ontology annotation, cellular component: plasma membrane. Gene Ontology annotation, biological process: proteolysis; Ras protein signal transduction. NCBI's taxonomy places the organism in Eukaryota, Fungi, Ascomycota, Dothideomycetes, Mycosphaerellales, Extremaceae.
AUGGCCUCCACGAGCAUUCCAUACCACAAGCUGGUAGUCCUAGGGGCAGGAGGCGUAGGGAAGACGGCGCUCGUCAUUCAACUAGUCGUCGGCGCGUUCGUUGCUGAGUACGAUCCCACGAUCGAGGAUUCCUACAAGAAGAAGGUGCAUAUAGACCACGAACCGUGCAUGAUUGACAUUUUGGACACCGCCGGGCAAGAAGAGUAUUCGGCCAUGAGAGAGGAAUAUAUGAAGACCGGAGAAGGAUUUGUCUUGGUGUACAGCGUCUUGUCGCGGACGUCGUUCGAAGAUGUCCAGAUCUUCUAUGAACAGAUCAUGCGGGUCAGAGCUGCACAGUCGACCGGCCCAAAUUCUAUCCUACGAUCACCGAUAAUUUGUCUGGUCGCGAACAAAGCAGACAGCGAAGGUGAGCGGACCGUGUCCACGAGCGAGGGUUUUGCGCUGGCCAAGAGCUCGGGUGCAUUGCGUCUCAUGCUCCAGCAGAGGCUGGCAUACGGCCAUAGCGAGAAGCAGUCCAUCAUGGACGCCGUAGAGGAGUUUCGGAAGGAAGCCAACUUCAAAUCUGUUCCGGGGGGCAGGAGAGCCUCCCUCCUCUCUUUCUUCUCGUGGAGUAGGUCUUCAACGCCGCGCCCUCAACAUAAGGCACGAGCACCACUCAGUAUCGUCCCACAAGCUGCUGUCGAUCAACUGCUGGUUCAGGCUGCCAGGAGAGAUGACAAAAAGACGGUCAAGCAACUGCUUGAUAUGGGAGCGGACCCUGACAGCCCUUCAGUACUGGACGGAAGCGCACUGUAUGCCACUGUAUCAGUUGGCCACGAACAGAUGGUCAGACUACUGCUCAAGAACAAGGCUUCCGUGAAUGCGCUUGGUCUUGCAGACCAAAGCUGCCUCCACGCCGCAAGCCUCGAAGGGCAUACCACAUUGAUUGAGUUACUGAUAGACUGUGGCGCUCAUAUCGAGGCUCAGAGCGAGAAGUAUGGAACUCCGUUGCUAGCAGCUGCGGCACGCGGUCAGGUGGGAGCCGUGCGAACAUUGUUACAGCAUCGUGCGAAUGUGAACGCUACCGGAGGCAUAUACGGCAAUGCUUUGCAAGCAGCUGCCUGGAUCGGGAACGUCGAGAUUGCCCAAAUCCUGCUGAACUCCGGCAUCAAUCUGCAUGCGCGAGGGAAGGGAAACUCCACCGCUCUCCAAAUUGCUUGCUGGGCCGGCAAGCAUGAGGUUGUCCGUCUUCUGCUACUUCAUAUACAUGAUUCCAAAGGCAAGUACGGAAGCCCUUUGAGGGCCGCCAGUGCGAAUUCACAUUUUGAUGUCAUGAAGCUGCUUUUCGAGUUUGGUGCAAAGGAGGAAGAUCUUGCGAAUGAUGUCCACAACAUGCCCGAACACAGCCAUGUGCAGAGCGAUGGUUCAAAUCACAAGAGAUCGCAGUCUACUCCUAUGAGCGUAACACCAAACCCACCAGAGCUGGCUUCGCAGACCACAAGACUUCCUGAUGAUCCCGUACGCGCAGUGCGCGACAAGUCAAACCAAUGGCUUAACCGCAUCGCAGAGUCCGACUUCAACAGAGACGUUGUCCUCGCCUACUCAUCAAAACGCGGAAGCAUCAAAGCAGAACGCGUCAAGGUAGCUGUACUGGACACUGGCUAUGAUCCGGACGCAUCGUUCUUCGACCGUCCCAGGACAGACCGGAUCAAGGGCUGGAAAGACUGGGCCGACGGCUCAGAAAUUUCUGUGGACGAGAGCGGUCAUGGGACGCAUGUGGUGUCUCUGCUGAUGAAGGUGGCUCCAUAUGCGGACGUUUAUGUUGCCCGUGUUGCUAGGAACGUUGACGGUCUGGGAGGAGCUGGUGAGAGCAUUGCGAAGCGACGACAGGCUAUCCUUUGGGCAGCAACCGAAUGGCGUGUCGACAUGAUCUCCAUGUCCUUUGGCUUCGACAAAGAGAUCAUCGUCAACGGCGAACCCGUCAUCAGCAACGCCAUCAACGAAGCAGUCCUCAAACGCUGGGGCUACAUCUUGUUCUUCGCUGCCGUAGCCAAUUACGGCGGAAACCAGAAAGAGAUGUUUCCAGCAUGCCAUCACAGUGUCAUCCCUAUUCGAGGCACUAACGCUCUCGGCGUCUUCCAGGACUACAACCCACCUCCAGACCCGAAUGGCCCUGCCGUAUUCGGCACGCUUGGAGUGGAAGUGCCAGCAGCAUGGCUGAGCACCCACGAUGGUCUGGCCUAUAAAUCCGGGACGUCUGUCGCUACGCCCAUCGCUGCAGGCAUCGCCGCUAUGGUCCUCAGCUGCGCAAGCCUGUCGUAUGCGGAUCGUGUGCCUUCGACGCCCAACCCCCUGAGACAUCUGUGGAUGAAAGGCGGGAUGCUGUCGGCUUUCCACUACAUCUCGACAUGUAUGGAGCCGAGGUGCUUCUAUAUGAGUCCCUGGACAUUCAUCCAGAAGAGCGAUGAGGAGAGGAAGGCAUUGUUGAUCGUUGCUACUGCCAAUGCGAGAUGA